AUGAGUUCACAAAGCUCAGUCUUCCAGCUAAGCGGCACAUGCAACAACUACGACUGGGGCAAAAAGGGCCGCGACUCCCUCGCUGCGCGCCUCUGCGAAAACACCCCCAACGGCUUCACGACAAAAUAUGACAAAGCCUACUCAGAGAUGUGGUUCGGCGACUACCCCGAUUUUCCCGCCCGCGUUCUCGAGACCGGCGAGCUUCUCAAGGACGUCCUGGACAAGAACAAGGAACAACUCCUCGGCCAAAAAGUCAUCACGGAGCUCGACGGCCAGCUGCCCUACCUCCCCAAGAUUCUCUCCAUCGCAAAAGCACUACCCCUCCAGAUCCACCCAAACAAGUCACUCGCAAGCAAACUCCACGAGCAGGACCCCGAAAACUUCACCGACGCCAACCACAAGCCCGAGAUCGCCGUGGCGCUGGGCCCGUUUGAGGUAUUUGCCGGGUUCAAGCCCCUGUACCAGAUCUCGCCCGUCUUCAACAUCCCCGCCCUGCGCGACCUGAUCCCCGACGGGACGACCAGGUGGACCGACGAGACGCUGCGG
This is a messenger RNA of Colletotrichum phormii, 546 nucleotides long. RefSeq names its product RmlC-like cupin domain-containing protein. The transcript has a single exon. The annotation marks the transcript as partial. Gene Ontology annotation, biological process: carbohydrate metabolic process; GDP-mannose biosynthetic process. Gene Ontology annotation, cellular component: cytosol. Gene Ontology annotation, molecular function: mannose-6-phosphate isomerase activity; zinc ion binding. The record is from RefSeq and is a predicted model, not a curated record. Lineage: Eukaryota; Fungi; Ascomycota; Sordariomycetes; Glomerellales; Glomerellaceae.